This is a messenger RNA of Drosophila suzukii, 3081 nucleotides long. RefSeq names its product exosome complex exonuclease RRP44-like protein Dis3 (gene Dis3). Gene Ontology annotation, biological process: rRNA catabolic process. NCBI's taxonomy places the organism in Eukaryota, Metazoa, Arthropoda, Insecta, Diptera, Drosophilidae. The record is from RefSeq and is a predicted model, not a curated record. Gene Ontology annotation, molecular function: 3'-5'-RNA exonuclease activity; RNA binding; endonuclease activity. Gene Ontology annotation, cellular component: cytoplasmic exosome (RNase complex); nuclear exosome (RNase complex).
CAGGCCCCCCAAUUCCAAUUCCGGCACACAUGUGGAGCUGCAUUCGAUUCGAAAGCAACUCUCUUCAAAAUGCAAACUUUACGUGAAUUUACGCGUAAAACCAAGCGCGGCAACAUCCUGAAGAUCGUGCGGGAGCACUAUCUGCGCGACGACAUCGCCUGUGGCUCCGACCUGUGCCGGCAGUGCUUCCAGAACGAGGUCUACCAUCUUGACUCGCGGCACGAGAUCCAGAGCAGUCUCUUUAAGUUUCCGCACUACCUCGUUUUGGACACCAAUGUGGUUCUGGACCAGAUCGACGUGCUGGAGGAGGAUGUGCUGCGCAACGUGGUCGUCCUGACCACCGUGCUGAACGAGGUCAAGCACAAGAGCUCCUCCAUCUACAAGCGGUUCAAUGAAAUCGUUCACGAUCGCACCAGGAACUUCUAUGUGUUCGUCAACGAGCACCACAAGGACACCUAUGCAGAUCGCGAACCGGAUGAGUCAGCUAACGAUCGCAAUGAUCGGGCCAUCCGUCUGGCCACCAAAUGGUAUGACAAUCAUCUCCAAGCCUCUCAAUCCAAAGAGUUCGAGCGCAAUGGGAGAGCUGUCACCCGGGUUGUCCCUACCGAUGAUGCUGGGAAUCGCGCCAAGGCCGAGGCCGAGGGUAUUCUGGUGGCCUCUGCAGCGGAUUAUGUGAAAUCCCUCGACGAUUUCCCUCUUCUGUUGGACAAACUGUCGCACAAAACGUUCGAGAACGAGAAGAAGGGUCUGCCCCAGUAUCCGGCGCAUCUCAGCAUGAAGGAGCUGCUCGAGGGACUGCGCCAAAAGAAGCUGCUGCAGGGCGCCUUCCAGGCCUCCAGGGAAAAUUACUUAGAGGGCAGCGUCAAUGUAGAGCAGUUCGAAAAGGGCAUCCUAAUCCAAGGCCGUGAAUCCCUCAACCGAGCUGUAGAUGGCGACUUGGUGGCCGUGGAGCUGCUGCCCGAGGAGGAGUGGUCUGCGCCCAGUGAAAUCGUGCUGGAGGAGAAGAAUGUCUACGCUGACGAAGUGCCCAGUGAGGAAAGGGCGGAGGAUGAAAAGGACAUGUUGAAGCAGGUUCGGGCUGCAGCCUCAUCAGCUGAACGCACGCCCACGGGACGAAUUGUUGGCAUUGUGCGUCGCAAGUGGCGGCAGUACUGCGGCAUCCUGCAGCCCAGUUUAAUAGAGGACACUAAUCGGCACAUCUUUGUGCCCGCCGACCGGAAGAUCCCGCGCAUUCGCAUCGAAACAAGACAGGCCGCCAAACUGCAGAACCAGCGCAUCAUUGUGACCAUCGACACUUGGCCGCGGAACUCGCGCUAUCCACACGGACACUUUGUGCGCUCCCUGGGACUUGGGGACAUGGCCACCGAGAACGAGGUGAUUCUGCUGGAGCACGAUGUACCGCACUGCAAGUUCUCGGACGAGGUUCUCAGCUUCUUGCCGAAAAUGCCUUGGACAAUUACCGAGGAGGACUACGCCAAGCGUGUGGAUCUGAGAGACCUUUACAUCUGUUCCGUGGAUCCGCCUGGCUGCACGGAUAUCGAUGAUGCUCUGCACUGCAGGGAGCUGCCCAAUGGCAACCUGGAAGUGGGUGUUCACAUCGCCGAUGUAAGUCACUUCAUUCGGCCAGGAAACGCUCUGGAAGAGGCAGGCGCCAGGGGUACCACUGUUUACCUGGUAGGAAACGUAUCGACAUGUCCAGAGUUGCUCAGCUCGAACCUGUGUUCGCUGGUAGGCGGCGUCGAGCGCUUCGCCUUCUCAUGCGUGUGGGAGUUGGACAAGGCGAAUGUGCUGGACAAACGCUUCCACAAGAGCGUCAUUAAGUCCAAACGAGCCAUGACUUACGAGGAGGCACAGGUUAUAAUCGACGACUCCACGCAGCAGAAUGAACUAGAAUCCUUGAGAAAUCUUAACAAGCUGGCCAAGAUACUGAAAAAGCGACGCAUGGAUAGUGGUGCCCUGGUCCUGGCUUCGCCGGAGAUUCGCUUCCAGGUGGACAGCGAGACACACGAACCGCUUGAGGUUGAGGUCAAGCAGAUGCGUGAGACCAACUCCAUGGUGGAGGAGUUCAUGUUGUUGGCCAACAUCACAGUGGCCCAGCACAUAGCGAAUGAAUUCUCCGAGUGUGCAGUUUUGCGUCGGCAUCCCCGACCACCACCCAGCAACUUCGAUCCGCUGGUCAAGGCCGCCCGUUACCAGGGUUUCCAGGUGGACACCGAAUCUGGGCUGGAGUUGGCUCACUCUGACAAGUGCGUUAAGGCGGAUAAUCCCUACUUUAACACUAUGAUCCGCAUCCUCACCACACGCUGCAUGAUGCAGGCGGUGUACUUUAUCAGCGGCAGUCUGCAGAAGGAGGAGUUCUUCCACUACGGCCUGGCCGCUCCCAUCUACACCCACUUCACCUCGCCCAUCCGUCGUUAUUCCGACAUCAUGGUUCAUCGCCUGUUGGCUGCCUCGAUUGGCGCUGAUAGCACCUAUGCCCAGCUGUUGGAGCGGAAGGAAGAGGAGAUCUGCCACAACUUGAAUUACCGCCACAAGAUGGCUCAGUACGCGGGUCGAGCAUCGGUGGCCCUCAACACUCAUCUCUUCUUCCGUGGCAAGGAGGAGGACGAGGAAGGAUAUGUGCUUUUUGUGCGCAAGAACGCUCUGCAAGUGUUGAUCCCCAAAUACGGUCUGGAAGGCACCCUGUUGAAGUCCGACAAGGAUGGCAAGGACGGUCUGGAGCGCACCAAGAGCGAGAUCGUCUUCACCUUUAACGAGGAGGAUUAUACUCAGCGCUGCGGCAACGUAGUGUUCCACUCCUUCGACCCAGUCACCGUUCGACUCAGCCUGGAUUCCACUAACGUGCAGCACGAGAAGCUGAUCUUCCGGCUAGUCAAGCCGUACAUUAAGGGCUUCAGUGUGGAAACGACCACCGAUGAGACUGGUGGCCAGGCGGUAGCCACGCCCCCUCCCUCGAAGAAGACGAAGAAGGACAAGAAAAAGAAGUAAUCCUUUGGAUUUAUAACUAAGUUUAACUAGACUAAGCUGAGAAAAUAUGUAACUACAAUCAUUUGUACAAAUGAAAUAUUUUUUAUAAUUCCA